AUGUAUGCUCACACUACAUACUUCAGGUACGCUUCUGCGUUUCAUAAACCAGGGAGUGGAGGAACGCUGAACCUACCGUUUCAAAGACCACCUGUACCAUGCAGGAACUUCUAUAGUGCUGCCGUAGAAGGCGUCAUAAACGAUAUUACGUCCAAGAUGAAGGAUUUAGAUCUGGCCCAGCUUUUCCGAAAUGCAUACCCAAAUACCUUAGAUACCACGGUUCAGGACGGCUGCGUAAAUGAUACGUGCGAAGGGAACCCAAAGACAUUCGUCAUAACUGGAGACAUUCCGGCAAUGUGGAUACGUGAUUCAACAUCUCAAAUGAAUCCGUAUAUGCCAUUAGCACCACAGGAACCAUCGCUUAAAAAAAUGAUUCUCGGUGUUAUUUAUAUGCAAGCACAGUUUCUCGACCUCGAUACAUAUGCCAACGCUUUUGAGUUGCCAGCCAGCAGUACCAACGUGGAUCUAUAUAGCCAUGAUACGGGCGGCAAGGGGACAGCUAGAGUUUGGGAAGAGAAAUACGAAAUUGAUUCGCUGGCCAAUUUUCUGAGACUGUCACAUAGUUACUGGAACACCACAGGAGACUCGAGUUUUGUCAAGGAUCCAGUGUGGAUGUCGGCGGUUAAAAAGGUCAUUGAUACCAUCCAUGAGCAACAAGAACCUACCUUUGAUAACAAACCAACCAAAGAGUUUUACAAGUUUGUAAAGUCUUCGACACGGCCAACUGAAACUCAGUUUCUCGAUGGUAGAGGCAAUCCUACCGUUCGAACAGGCUUGGUUAGGUCGUUGUUCCGGCCCUCGGACGACGCUACCAUAUUCCCUUUUUUUAUACCCGGAAACGCUAUGCUCUCAGUGGAACUACACCAUCUUUCUCAGAUGCUGAACGCCACGAAUAGCGAUUUUAACGUAUCCGCUACGGCUGCUAUGCUUUCCGACGAGAUUCGGCAAGCAAUAUACGACCAUGCUAUUAUUAACCAUCCUCAAUACGGCAAAAUUUUUGCUUACGAGGUUGAUGGUUAUGGCUCUAAUCUCAUCAUGGACGACGCAAACAUCCCUUCAUUGCUCUCCCUGCCUUAUCUUGGAUUUGUGGAUCAAAAUGAUGCAGUUUAUCAAAAUACUCGCAAACUCGUGCUUUCAACGUCAAACCCAUUCUACUUUGAAGGACCAAGAGGCGCCGGGAUUGGUGGACCUCAUGUGGGACUAAGUGCUGUGUGGCCGAUGUCUCUGGUGGUGAGGAUUUUGACAUCCUCGAGCGACGAUGAGAUCCGGUCCGCACUAUCUACGCUUCUGAACACAACAGACAGCACUGGUCUCAUCCAUGAAUCGUUCGAUACGUGGGAUGAAGGGUCGUACACUCGACCUUGGUUCAGCUGGGCAAACGGGCUAUUCGGAGAAGCCAUCGUGAAGAUUGCUAGAGAGAAACCUCAUCUGCUAUUUUAA
This is a messenger RNA of Umbelopsis ramanniana AG, 1440 nucleotides long. RefSeq lists its product as uncharacterized. The record is from RefSeq and is a predicted model, not a curated record. The transcript is spliced from 8 exons. The coding region runs from base 1 to 1440 and encodes 479 amino acids. Lineage: Eukaryota; Fungi; Mucoromycota; Umbelopsidomycetes; Umbelopsidales; Umbelopsidaceae. Gene Ontology annotation, biological process: carbohydrate metabolic process.